UGCGCCUGCCGGAGCAACACACUCGCUCGACCGCCGCCGCACCGAGCGCACAGUCCGUGCUCCGAGUUUUUUGCGCUCGAUUAUAUUCGUCGCCGCUGUCGUCGCGUCUCUCUCUCUCUCUCUCUCUCCUCGUCUUCGAGCCCGUCCUCCUCGUCGUCGUCGCCGUCGGCUGGCGGCAGCCGCUGCAGCGGCCGCGCGUUACAGCUCUGUGUCUGUGUGCAGUGUGCCUCGACGCCAACGCCAUCGCUCUGCUCAUAUGGAGCCUAAGCUCGAAGCUCGUCCGCUGCUCCGCCAGCCUGCACUAGUCGCCGCCGACGCCGCUCUCAGUCACUCCGGAGUCUGACCGCGAGAGCACACGUCAGUGUGUAGUGUCGCUGCAGUUCCGUCGUCGCCACACGGCCACGUGACGCCCCGAGGAUUAUCGCGCUGUGCGAGGAUGUGCCGCCGCUGCUCUAGGUCGCUGUGAACAUGCCAGCGGCCGCUGCAGCGUCUCCCAGCGCACCGCCGAUGCAACACCAGCUCGAGGAUCGCCUCGUCGCCGACGUCGUCGUACUUCACUGCCGGAGGGCCGCACGGCGAUUGCGCAACGGCCGACUGUAAUACACACUCGAAGAGAUAGAUUCCAUGUCCUCUCUCGCGCGCAUUCGUGUGCACCCGAUGUGUCUCGGUGCGUCGCGUACGAGGCACGAGGAGAAAUUCGAGAGGUUACGGGCAUAAACUGCCCGCGUGUAUCGACUUUUGCCGCAAGCAGCCCCGUCGACCGAAGCAGCAAUAUAUCCAGAAUCAGUAUUAUAAGUCGCAAUUACACACACCAGCACUGCAGGCGCGAGAGAGUCCAAGUGCUCGCUCUAUUAAUAGACAGGCCCGCAACACUACCUGUGCUCGUCGCUCCGCCGCCGCCGCAGUGAUAUUAUUAUUGUAAUCGUCAUAGUGAGAAAAGUGUUUUGCAAAGUUGUCGUUCGUCGCAAGCUCGCUCGGCGAGAAGGAGCAGUCCAACGCACACGCGGACACGCAGAGAAGCAGAGCGGUCCACGACAGUCACGCAUGUCUUGGAUCCUGGACGUCUCGAUCGUCGACACAGCCGAGCCGCAGCAGCGGGAAGUGGACACAUCGCGCUGGUACUCGAGGACGGCGUGAACAGGGAAGCUGGUGAGCCCGGGCUAGCUGGUCGCUGAUUUUUCGGACUCGAGGCGCGCGGUGGGUCUCCCGGCCCGCCCCCUCCCAUCGGCCAAGCUGGCGAGCGCCCUAGCCGCUGGUAUGAACCCCUACCCCCACCACCCGUCUCUGGCGGGCAGCCCUCACCACGGGGCCCCGGAGUCCCACCACGGCUACGGCUCCUCGACGAGCGGCAACGGCACGGCGACGACGCCCGACCCGAGCCCCCAUUCGCCGGCCUACGGCGCCGGGCCCCAGGACGGGCCCCAGGGCUACGGCUCGCACCAGCAGCAGGCCCAGCAGAUGCCGAGCAACGGCCACCACCACGCGGCGGCCCAGGCCAUGAUGCAGCAGGCCCAGGACCAGCCCCACCUCAGGCCCUACCAACACCCCCACCUGCCGCCCCACAUGGCCGGCUACCAACCCGUCAACCACAACAACAACUGCACGCUCAAGGUUGGUCGAGCUCCGAACGCACCGGCUAUACCUAUGCUAUAGUAUAUUAUACGCAUA
Messenger RNA from Nasonia vitripennis (jewel wasp), 1668 nucleotides. Its product is annotated as ecdysone-induced protein 75B, isoforms C/D. The record is from RefSeq and is a predicted model, not a curated record. Bases 1258 to 1653 code for a protein of 131 amino acids. The transcript has 2 exons. NCBI's taxonomy places the organism in Eukaryota, Metazoa, Arthropoda, Insecta, Hymenoptera, Pteromalidae.